Molecule: messenger RNA, 2183 nt
Organism: Salpingoeca rosetta
Lineage: Eukaryota; Choanoflagellata; Craspedida; Salpingoecidae
Exons: 1
Coding region: 416-1573 (385 amino acids)
Source: RefSeq, a predicted model, not a curated record
CGAACAGCAACCUGGGGGGCCACCCGCCGUGAUGUGCUGAUGCUUGCUGCAUGAUGGUGUUCAUUUUCUCCGCGAUCACCAUCAACCUCAACAUCACCACCCGCUCUCACAAGCAUCCCUCGCAAGAAAGCGCCCGCACCCCGCACCCCGCACCCGCACUUGCUGCACUGAACGCAAGGAACCCAGCAUCAUCAUCAUCAUCAUCAUCAUCAUUGCGCAAAUCAAUCAACGUUCUCGAGAGCACCACUCAACUCAAGAACACCACCGCCACCACAACAAGAAGUAAGCCAGGCUCAAAACAACACACCACCAGCCAGCCAGCCAGCCAGCAGCAGCAGCAACAACAACAACAACAACACCAACAACAGCGACAAGAGGAAAACAGCAUCGCAUUCUCAGCGCCAGCACAGCAAAGAUGAUGAUCACCAUGAUGCCCUCAUCUGCCGCCGACACCAACGCUCACGCGAACGUCAACACCAACAGCACCACCACCGGCAGCAGCGCCAAGAAGGCGCCUCAUCCAAUCAUGACCAAGACCAGGUCUGCGCCACAGCUGCCGCGCCUGCAGCUGAACAAGCCACGGCCCAUCUCCAGCCUGGCCCAGCGCCGCGGCUCCUGCGCAGCGCACCUGGCCCUCCCCGUGUCUGCCAUCAACAGCGUGCACAACGACGAGGACACAACCGAGGAGCACUACACCUCGGACAGCCUGGACGCCCUCUUUGAGGCCGCCACCCUCUCCAACCUCGCGUCCCCAGACGCUGGCGACGACGUCUUCGAUAGCACCGACGACAGCACCAGCACCGCCACCACCACUUCCUCCUCUGUCAUGGCUGCGAGCGCGACCUCGUGCCGCCAACGCCAACAGCGCCGCCGCUUGCGCCAGCGCUACUUUGAUCGCCACACCCACCUUGGCAGCCAGUGCGAGGACGACAUGAUGAUGCACGAGGAGGAGGAAGAGGAGGAGGGGGAGGACGAGGGCGGCGACGUGUUUGCCGUUGGCUCGCCGGACUGGAACGAGGCACGGCUGGAGAGCAUGUACUUGCUGCGCGGCCCGCUCUCCGCCAACACCACACAGCCCUGCACCACAGCCACCGUGUCUGCCAGUGACUGCAUGGACACAGCCGGCGAGCCCGGCCAAGCCAGCUGUCCAGUGGACACACGCCACUACCAGCAAGAGCAACAGCUGCCACAGCAGCAGCCACAACAACAAGAACGACUGCGGUUGCAUGAUGAGGCGUACACCUUGGGCAGCAGCAGCAUUUCUGCCGCUACGGCCGAUGACGACGACGGCGCCGACAAGUUUUGCUUCUCCGCACCCUUCACCACCUGCUAUGGCGCCAACUGCGUGGAUGGCGGCGAGGGCAGCAGCAGCAGCUGUGACUGCGGCUGGUUUGACGGGUACGACAGCGCAGAGUACAGCGACUUCCACAACCAGCAGCAGCAAGAGCAGCAGCAGUACUUCUUCCAUUACGGAUGCCAGCACGGCAGCAACAGUGGCGGCGCCGGCAGCGAUGCUGACGGCAUGUUUGGCUUCCUCUACGCGCCCGGCGCAUGGGCAGCGGAUGCCACAUAACCGCCAAGAAGCCAAGUAGCAGCAGCGACACGCGAUUCCCGCGAGGCAACAUGCCCUCCUCACCCGCCAUCGGGUACAGGGCUCGGGCUCUGUAGGCACGGGUGUGCGUAGCGCAGGCCACAGCCAUCGCGCCCUUGCCGGUGGCGGAUGCACUCACUGAUGGCAGAUGACCUGAUGGGUGUUGGCCAUUGCCAGAUGGCCGCAGCUCCGCCACACGCUACGGCUUGGAGAAGCGCCAACGCUCACGGACGCAGAGGCACAUGCACACAACGAGCACACGACGACGAGCACCAAGAGAAGCAAGCAGGCAGGCGCAACAGGAGAUAAAACGGCCGUCGUGUGUUUGCAUCCACACACUUCCGCCCCCUCCUUUUUAGACGGCCAUUGCUUCAAUGGACGCUGGCAUGAUAGUGUCUUGCGCUGAAUGACGAUCAUCCUCACGUGUUUGUGUCAUCAACUCUGAUGUGAGUGCUCGUUGUUUUGUUUUGGAAGCACUGGUCAUCUGAGUGAACUUGGUGACUCAGUUACGGUUCCCUUUACUGUGUCUGCUUGGCUGGUGACAGAAGCAAAUACAGACGAAAUGAAACCGCAACUCAACAUGGAAAUGAUC